AUGUCUCUGGCUGACAGUUUUCAUAGCCUCAUAGAUGAUACCCCCAUUUUUUGCUUCUACAUCAACCUCAAUGGCUCCCUGAACAUCCUCUUGGACGAAUACAACUUCGAGAUGUGCUCUAGAUUACUCCCGUUAGAUAAGCAGAUUAGAAUUCGACAGAUCCGCAGCGCAAAAGACCGUGCUCUGAAACUCCUCAAUUCUAUACUAGUUCAGUACAUAGUUUCUUUGUAUGAGAGAGACUACAAGCAGCUAACCAAAUUGAAAAUAUCUUAUGGGGAGUUUGGAAAGCCGUUUCUUCUGUCUAGAGACUACGCCUACAACAUAGCCGAUGAGGAUGGUAUUACUUCACUAUGUAUAUGCUUCCAAACAAAACUUCCAAUAGGUCUCGAUCUAAGCAAUCCUAAGGAUAUAGACCGAUUUGCGCUUUCGGAUCUUAGGGAUUUUUAUAGGAGCGAGUUUUCUGACAUCUUUUCCCAAAAGGAGCAGACGGAUUUGAAGAUGGCCUUUGCAAGAUCCGAUGGCUCUAGGGAAACUCAACUCGAGAUACUUUGUCAGUACUGGGCAUUUAAGGAGAGCAUGGCGAAGUAUGAGGGAUUUGGACUUCACAGGGGGCUACAAGUUUACCAAUUCGACUCCCCUAGGACACUAGAACAACUAACGGACGUUGGAGGCGUCGACAAUUCUUCACCCUUCAAAGCUGUCGCAAAACUAGAGUUAUCAGAAAUUGCGCCGCACGUCUACAACACUUGUUUCACCCUUCCUAAUUCAAAUAUCAUAGGAUCAAUAAUAGCCAAGUAUCCAUCAGUGAAGAUCAUUAAGUUGGAUCUCGGUAAAAUGGUUGCAUUUAUAAACAAAGAGACUGUAUGGGAAUAA
Messenger RNA from Brettanomyces nanus, 873 nucleotides. RefSeq lists its product as uncharacterized. Gene Ontology annotation, molecular function: holo-[acyl-carrier-protein] synthase activity; magnesium ion binding. Bases 1 to 873 code for a protein of 290 amino acids. The transcript has a single exon. The record is from RefSeq and is a predicted model, not a curated record. Lineage: Eukaryota; Fungi; Ascomycota; Pichiomycetes; Pichiales; Pichiaceae. Gene Ontology annotation, cellular component: cytosol.